AGGGCUAAAUGCUUAAGAAAUCCACAUCAGACAUGUUCUGCUCAAGGCCUGCCUUCACAGGUCUUGAGCAGUCGGUCGUACGUCCGAACUGCUGGGGUCCCGAUCUUCGAUGGAGAUCGGGCAGGCUCCCUCGUGGAGCGGCCAGCAGCAGCAGCAGCAGCAGAGACCUGCUGCGGACACCGAGCAGGCUUCGGUUCUGCUGGUCGACCUCGUGUGGACCAUUCUGACCUUGGGGAUCUUCCUCGGGGCUGCGUAUCUCAUCAAACGAACACGGGACGUGUGCUUGUACAUCGCCUCUGCUGGUCCAGUAGGCAAAUGCAAGCCCCAUCACCAUCACGAUCAGCUGGUGCUGGAAUCCAGCAGCAACUCCGUCGUCGGUGGCUCCCGAUCCACUGGCAGGCUGGGCCUCGUCGGUGCCGGUGCUGCUGCUGCUAGUCUCGAGUCCUCGUCCUGGUCCUCGGUCGGCUCAAAUCUGAGCUCCUUCUGGGGCACCGCGGGCCUGGAAAUCAUUCGCUUGUCCAAGUCCACCAAGACUGCCGCCAGCACCAGCAUCGUCGGCCAGAGCCGCUUGCCCGCCAUAGCGUCCCUGACGUUCCACGAGCUGAGCCCAUGUCCAUCGAUAUCGUCCCUCACCGUGACACCUUCUCCAUCCGGAGCUCAUCAUCGUAAUCAUCAUGGACCUGGAGGCGCUUCGUCCAGGCAUGGAUCCGGAUCAGCCUGUGCAGGACAGAACUCCAAGCGAUCGCAUAGUGAUCAGGUUUCUGCCAUAGAUUAUGGAGGUUCAGAAGAACUUGCCUUGAGCUUUCCUCCUGGGUCGAAUAAACAUGAAGAUAUAACAGGAGCAGCAGGAGCAGCAGUAGCGGGCUCGGGAAGGUAUGGAGGAGCAGGAAUAAAGAAGUUUAGGCCACCUGCGAGUCGUCAGCUACAGGUCCAGGCACAAAAUGUACAGACAGGGGAGCUGAUGCAUCAUGCAAUUCAUGGCUUCGAGGAAAAAAUCCAUAGCGACUUACAUAGUACGUCAACAAAUUCUGAGAAUGUGAAGGGGAGAGGCCAAGCAGGAUCUCGAAUAGGAGAUGGAAGAGAAAAGAUUGAGGCAGACGAAGUAGAUCAGCAACAGCAGAUGCAGACACACCCAGCGACAGCGACAGCCACAGCAGCGGCGUCAUCAAAUCCGACAGAGGGAGGCCGAGGCUCGUCCAGGCAGGCUGGCGCCGCAGCUGCAGCUGCAGCUGGAGCAUCAGAUGUACAGGCGGAGGUUGUAGCUUCAGAGCUAUGUACAAGUCCAUCACAUCUUCCAGCUGAUACUGGAACAUGUGAAGGAGACCCAGAGGAUUACGACACCAUCGAUUUCUCAAGAAUAACACAGCUACCAUUCUCACCUGACUACGACCAUUUUCAUUUCUCUGAUCUGGAAGACGACGAAUAUGGCAAUAACAUGAUUGUACUGGAGAUCGGAACUGGUGGCGACCGACUACAGGCGAUGUGGAGUUGAGAUAUUCGGAUUGUUUGGAUCAAAUCUCUGCAGCUGCGGGCGUGCGCGCGGUGGAUUCAACUUGUAUUCGACUUCUGAUACUCCCUCAAGACCGGACCCGCAGCAGCUCUCAGCCCUUGCGUUUAUAAUGUUAUUAGAUUCUAUUUAUUUUAGAUCGAUGUCGACUAAGCUUGAUUCUUUCCCUGUACUCUCUCCUUUCAUAAGAUGCUAUCUCUCGAUCAUUCAUGUAGAUAAAACAUCUAACGAGUCUCCGAAGCUGCAAAACUACUAAAAGUGUAUAUAUGUCAAACGCCAGCCAUUUAUCAAUAUACGCCUUCGGGCAUGAGAUUGCCAUCAGUGUUCAUGUUCGGUUCGGUGGAUUCCA
Messenger RNA from Marchantia polymorpha subsp. ruderalis, 1856 nucleotides. NCBI's taxonomy places the organism in Eukaryota, Viridiplantae, Streptophyta, Marchantiopsida, Marchantiales, Marchantiaceae. The record is from the annotation of a GenBank genome assembly.